This is a messenger RNA of Pestalotiopsis fici W106-1, 576 nucleotides long. RefSeq lists its product as uncharacterized. Lineage: Eukaryota; Fungi; Ascomycota; Sordariomycetes; Amphisphaeriales; Sporocadaceae. The transcript has 2 exons. The record is from RefSeq and is a predicted model, not a curated record. The coding region runs from base 1 to 576 and encodes 191 amino acids.
AUGGCUCCCAUAGCACCUGCAGAUCGAGUGUGCAUUAGCUGCCAGACAGAGGAUGGAAAAUACAAAUGUCCCCGCUGCAUGAAAUACACCAAAAAGCACAAGGAGGAACACCCGGCCGAGGAGGACAAGCCAAAGCCUACCCCUGCCGAUUCAGCCACGGGAGACAGCUCAUCCAGUGGAGAACAACAGCCCGACGAAUUUAACAAGCUCUUUGCAAAGUAUCCAGCGCUGGCCAGCUACCUCAACCAGAUUGCCGACUCGACCGAGCCGCCGUCCAACGACCCCGAGGGGGGCGACAACGGCGAUGCUGGCGGUGGUGGCGGCGGCAGCAAGUUUAGUAGUCACCCGCGCAAGAAGCCGCGCCACAACAAGCCCUGGACCCGCGAGGUCGGCUUGCAGAAUGGCCUGCACAAGCUGCGCCAGCUGCGCGACCAGGACACCACGGGCGCGCUCAAGGAGUUUGGCGAGCUCGUGCUCAUGAUCAACGCCCAAAAGGCCCAGGAGGAAGCCCGCAAGGUCGAGGCUCAGAGAGAUGCCGAGCUCAUCGGUCAGUUGAUUCGCGAGGAGCGCGACUAG